Messenger RNA from Coffea eugenioides, 2001 nucleotides. RefSeq names its product RCC1 domain-containing protein RUG3, mitochondrial. The transcript is spliced from 7 exons. The record is from RefSeq and is a predicted model, not a curated record. Bases 25 to 1554 code for a protein of 509 amino acids. NCBI's taxonomy places the organism in Eukaryota, Viridiplantae, Streptophyta, Magnoliopsida, Gentianales, Rubiaceae.
AGCACUCGGCGGGCGAACCAUACAAUGGCUAUUUGCCUUCGGUACUUGCGAACUCAACAUCAAACACUUGGUAGGCAUUACUUUCAUUUCAACUAUUCCACCAAAAAUCCCACAAACAAAGCCGUCCCCCUGCUCUGGGACUACAGGGAAUCCGGUUCCACGGCUCAGGAAGCAGUCACAGUCCAAUUACAUUCAUGGGGUCGCGGCGCCUCCGGCCAACUCGGUGGCGGAAUUGAAGAAAUACGAAUAUAUCCAGCUGCAGUUGCGUCCCUUUUGCUGCCACCUUCAUUUACUCUGUCUUCCCCCAUCCCAGGUCGCCUUUCGGUGUCGGAAUCAUCAGCUGAGAAUGAGAAUGAUGUUGUUAAAGUAGGUAUUUCUUGUGGGCUUUUUCAUUCGGCAUUGCUGGUUAAUGGGCAGCUGUGGAUAUGGGGCAAAGGUGAUGGUGGCCGCCUUGGCCUUGGCCACGAGGAACCCGUAUUUGUUCCUACUUUGAACAGUCAUUUGGGGUCCAAUUUGGUUAAAUGUGUUGCUCUCGGUGGCGUGCAUUCGGUUGUUCUCAAUUCUCUUGGGCAAGUUUUUACUUGGGGCUAUGGUGGCUUUGGUGCUCUUGGACAUUCUGUUUAUCACAGGGAGCUGCUCCCUAGGUUAGUUGAAGGUCCUUGGACUGAAGAAAUAUAUCAUAUUGCAACAAGCGGGACACAUACAGCUGCUAUAACAAAAUCAGGUGAGCUGUAUAUCUGGGGUCGAGAUGAGGGGGAUGGUCGACUGGGCCUUGGCCCUGGUCGUGGCCCGAAUGAAGCAGGUGGCCUAAGUAUACCCUCUAAAGUAAGAGCACUUCCCAUGCCUGUAGCUGCUGUUUCAUGUGGUGGUUUUUUCACGAUGGCAUUGUCAAAGGAGGGCCGACUUUGGAACUGGGGAGGUUGUUCAAAAGUUUUUCUGUCUGACGGUGAAGAUUUGGGGUUCACAAAUUACCAAAUCUGGGGAAGCGAAAAAAUCCACCAGCUAAUCCACCAGCUUAUGACCUUUGUGUAUCCUCUGCUGACCUCUUUGCCACCUCCAGUUCAUAUAUGGUCAGCAAAUUCGAAUUAUGAGCUUGGACGAGGUGAUAAGCUUGGUGGUUGGAAACCGCAACCGGUUCCUAGUCUCAAAGAUGUUCGUAUAGUCCAGAUAGCAAGUGGUGGAUAUCAUUCCAUUGCUUUGACUGAUAAAGGAGAAGUAUUUACAUGGGGUCAUGGUGGGCAUGGUCAGUUGGGUCAUUCUAAUAUUCAAAACCAGAAAGUUCCUUUGCGCGUUGAGGCUUUAGCUAAUGAGAAGGUGACCUAUGUUGCUUGUGGGAGCUCAUCAUCAGCAGCUAUAACUGAUGAAGGCAAGUUGUACAUGUGGGGAAAUGCCAAGGAUUGUCAACUAGGGAUUCCUGGACUUCCAGAGGUGCAACCGUCUCCUGUUGAAGUUAAAUUUCUCACCGAGGAUGAUGGGUCAAUGAUUGAAAAGGUACUUUCUGUUGCGAUUGGUGCUUCGCAUGCCAUGUGUCUGGUUACAAGGUCAAAUAGCUGAAGAUCAAUAUCCUCUCCAGCAUGCUUCAAGCUCUUUCAUAUGUCAGAAAGCUCGAAGAGGAAUUGCUUGAAAAUUACUAGGAAUUCAUUCGUAGGAAGCAUCAAUUGCAUUCUCUGGGGUGAAGCAAGUAUCAUCCAAAUAUGCCUAGUGCUAACUCUACUUUGGGAUAGUCGCAGAAGAUGCAUCCAUAUUAUGAGAAUGCUUUCUGCCUCUGUUAAGCUAACUUUAGCCUGUCAGACUACAUACAGAGGAGCUACUGGAAUUGCCACGACACUUUGAAAACAGUUACAGCAAUUUUGGUCCUCUUUUAGUCUUUAGAUCUUUAGUGAAGCUAUGAAGACGUUUGGGAAGAUUUGAAUUUCCUAAUGUUGUGUGUAAAGUUUUGGGCAGAAGUGGGAUUUACCAGUGUACGCUAAUACUUGAAUGAAGUUGCACGCUUCCAUUAUC